GCAGAAAAAGGAGAACAGAACUGGACAUAUUCUCUGGAAGGAAAAGGUAGACCGGAAAUGCCCAUGGGCGGGAAAAGGUGGACCGGAAGUGAUGAGGAGAGCGGGCGCUUUCCCUGAGGUGACGGAGCCAGCCGGCUGUUUGCAGGAAAUAAAUAUUAAUAUGGAGAAUGAAUUCAACUCCAAGUCAUCAUCAUCUGCCCCUACUCUUCAGAGUUCUUCAGAGACAGUUUUUUCUAUUCAACUGUUAGAUUUCAAAACAAGUUUACUGGAAGCAUUAGAAGAAUUGCGUAUGAGAAGGGAAGCAGAAGUUCAAUAUGAAGAGCAGAUUGGGAAAAUUAUUAUGGAAACACAAGAACUUAAAUGGCAAAAGGAAACUCUUCAGAAUCAAAAGGAAGCAUUAGUAAAGCAACACAAAGAAGCAUCGGAAGUUUUUAAAAAGCAGUUGCAAAUGAAGAUGUAUGCCUUGGAAGAAGAAAAGGGAAAAUAUCAGCUUGCUACAGAAAUAAAAGAAAAAGAAAUAGAAGGAUUGAAGGAAACAUUAAAAGAGCUACAGGUUUCUAAAUACUCUUUACAGAAGAAAGUAAGUGAAAUGGAACAAAAGGUCCAGUUCCAUCUUCUGGCUAAAGAAGAUUAUCAUAAGCAACUGAAUGAAAUUGAAAAAUACUAUGCUACAAUAACAAAUCAAUUUGGAUUGGUAAAAGAGAAUCAUGUAAAGUUAGAACAAAAUGUACAAGAAGCAAUACAAUUAAACAAAAGACUUUCAGCUUUAAAUACAAAACAAGAAUCUGAAAUAAGCAGUUUAAAGAAGGAUCUAAAAAAAGCAGCUUCAGACUUGAUUAAGGCCAAGGUCAUAUGUCAAUAUAAGAUGCGAGAAGAAAAUGCCAAUCUAACAAUUAAAGAACAAAAAUUUGAAGAACUUCAAGAAAGACUCAAUAUGGAAUUGGAACUAAAUAAGAAGAUUAAUGAAGAGAUUAUCCACAUUCAAGAAGAGAAACACGAGAUCAUCACUUCUUUUCAACAUAUGCAGCAGUUACUUCAACAACAAAUUCAAGCCAAUACUGAAAUGGACGCAGAAUUGAAAAUGCUAAAAGAAAACAAUCAGAUCCUUGAAAGAGAUAAUGAGCUGCAAAGGGAGAAGGUUGAAGAACUUAAUAGAGAAAUUAAUGAGAUUAGAGAUGAAUUUUCAUCCCUUAAAGAAACUCAUAUUAAGUUACGAGAACAACACAACAAAGUAUGCAGUCAGAAAAAGCUUGAAGAAGACGAAAAAUUUCAGAAUGUUCCAGAAAUAAAUAAUGAAAACCAUGAAAUAACUGAAAACUCAGGAAAGGCCACCAUACAGAAAUUUAAUUCUGGGAUAGAAGGAAAGGAAGAAAACACUAAGGGUUUUUGUUCUGAUACUGAAUACACAGAAAAGGACGGAAUGAAACAAAGUCUGCCUACAGAAGUCAUUGUGGAAGACGUUCAGCAUUGUGAGAAAAGCUUUAAGAUCAAAACUGAUGCAAACAGACCUCAGGAUAAAGGCCAGCAUGGACUCUACCUAAGCGAGCCCCCCCAUCUAGGUAAAGACACAAUCAGCCAACAAACUGGGAGUGUUACUGACCCCAGAAAACCUGCUGCUAUGGAAACAGAAGACAAGCUGCACUUGGAAAAAGGCAAUGGAUGCACAGAAUUUAAAUUACCAAAUAAUCCAUUUUUAGUGGAAGGAACUGAAGGGUCAGGCCCUCACCAUGCAGAUGUAGGCCUGGAGAGCAAAGAUCAGAGACCCUCACCUGACAGCACCGUAAGCGAGACAGCUCACAGCAGAGAUCAUGACAGAGAUGUUUCUGAAAACAAACCAUUCGAACAGCAAUUCAGAUCAUGUCUGGGGACAGAGAGGGUAAUUACCAACCGAAGCAAAGCCGGCUUGGGUUCAUCUCUAGAUGCAAAGAUGAAUCCUGUUCAGUGUGAGAAAUACAGUUUACAGGACUCAAGUAAUGCCAGCGUAAGUGGUAAACAGUCUAAGACAGAGCAAACACAACUGUCAAAUAAAAUCAGCGAGUGUAGUAUAAUGCCUUUUAAACCAACCUCAAGUUUUCAGCAAGUAUGGAAUGAUACUCCCAAGAAGCCUGAACUAGCUCUUCCCUGUGACGCAGUCAACCAACCCAUGACACAAGCUGCGUCUGCUGAGAAUUCAAAAGUGCUUAUGAAUUCAGAUAAUAAUAUCAGCAUUAUGCCCAUGUUGGUGACACACAACUCCCAUCCUGGGGAAAGUACUGUAUGGAAAGAUAUGAAGGAUACACAGAACAGCCAAUUUAAGAACUGUCUGGGAUGUCUAGGAAAGAGUGUGACCACUUCCCCUCUUCAGAUUAACAGUGAAAACAGUCAGGCUUCAGCAGACACAGAUGUGAAAACUGCUCUUAUGAAAACUUCCACAGAAGUACAGUUUUGCAACAAGAGGAAGAUCGAUGCAAGUCAGAUAACUGAAGCCACAAAAAACAACUGCUUCCUUUUUGUGAAUGUUAAUGAAAGACAGCCUGCAUUGUUAAAUAAUACAGAGAGAACAGAGUCAUUAAAUGACAUCGUUUCAGGAAAAAUGUACAGUGAAGGUCAGUGGGUAGAAUCACAUUCAUUCCACAUAAAGCCAUCUGGAGAUUUAGUAAAGAGAAGUGGAAGGGCAUCCUUUGAUCUUCCUACUUCAGAUAGAAAAGCUGAGAAAAUGCCAGCAUACAUCAAUUUUCUAGACCCUGGUCCUUGGCCAAAAGUAAAUCAAACUGCAGGUCAAACAGUGAGCACUUCAACUUCUAGCACUGCUUUGCUGCUGAGAGAGAGACCAGCAAGUCUGUCGGAAAACACAAAGACCAUUUCGGUGGCUCUCUGUAAAAAUGCUGGUGUGGAUGUCAGAAGGGAUGCUGGGCCAGAUGCCAUCGGUAUCACCAGAACUGCUGAUGCUCCAAGUAACCAGAGCGUGCGUCCAGACCCCGAGAGAACGCCUAGUGAGGAGAGGAACGCAACUGCAAGGACAGUUCAUGAUUCUUCUUUUCCCACAGAACACGUGAAAGCAGAGCCUCGGGUUCCCACUGUGCUACGUAGUCAUUUUCAGGCCAUCCAGAUUGAAAAUCCUCCUAAUCUGGCUGCCACUUCUCACGAAGACGGGCAGAGCCUUGUGACAGACCAAGUUGCUGAAAUUGAAAAGUACCCAAGCUUAGAAAAUGACAACCAGGCUAAAAUAAGAAAAGUGGAAGAGAUGCUGGGAAAAACAACAGAUUGACUGACAAAUGCGGUGAA
Messenger RNA from Fukomys damarensis (Damara mole-rat), 3264 nucleotides. RefSeq names its product coiled-coil domain containing 73 (gene Ccdc73). The transcript has 18 exons. Lineage: Eukaryota; Metazoa; Chordata; Mammalia; Rodentia; Bathyergidae. The record is from RefSeq and is a predicted model, not a curated record. Bases 92 to 3247 code for a protein of 1051 amino acids.